Messenger RNA from Lathyrus sativus (Indian pea), 270 nucleotides. The record is from the annotation of a GenBank genome assembly. NCBI's taxonomy places the organism in Eukaryota, Viridiplantae, Streptophyta, Magnoliopsida, Fabales, Fabaceae.
AUGAUUAACCAUGGCAUGUUGUUUGCGUUUGUAGAGAGAUGGCACUUGGAGACGUUAUCUUUUCAUCUUCCAUAUGGGGAGAUGUCCAUCACACUAGAUAAUGUCUCAUGCUUGUUGCAUCUUCUAAUCAGGGGACAAAUGUUAGACCAUUCUAGGAAUAAUAAAGAUAAGGCAAUGAAGAUGACGAUGACUUAUAUGGAAGUUGACCUAGGGGAUGCUUGUGAGGUUGUAAGCACAACAGUUGCAUGUGGUAGAGCAUGUUGGUGGUGA